Messenger RNA from Hirundo rustica (Barn swallow), 4217 nucleotides. RefSeq names its product DEAD-box helicase 10 (gene DDX10). Gene Ontology annotation, biological process: rRNA processing. The transcript has 18 exons. Lineage: Eukaryota; Metazoa; Chordata; Aves; Passeriformes; Hirundinidae. The record is from RefSeq and is a predicted model, not a curated record. The coding region runs from base 19 to 2631 and encodes 870 amino acids. Gene Ontology annotation, molecular function: nucleic acid binding; ATP binding; RNA helicase activity. Gene Ontology annotation, cellular component: nucleus.
GCGGGGCGGCGGGGCAGCAUGGGCCGGCCCGGCGGCGGCGCGGCCGCCAUGGACGCCGUGCGCAGCUUCGAGCGGUGGAAGAAGAAAUACACCCGGCGGACGAAGAGGCUGCGGCUGCAGCGCAAGGAGAGGAAGCGGCCCGAGUGGCAGGUGGAGCGGGAGAACAUCGGCCGCCUGGUGCAGCGCUACCCCGAGAUAAAUGCAAGUGAAAUCCAAAGGUUUUCAGAUUUUCCAUUGUCAAAGAAAACCCUUAAAGGACUCCAGGAAGCUCAGUACCGUGUGGUAACAGAGAUACAGAGGCAAACCAUAGGUUUGGCUUUGCAAGGUAAAGAUGUACUUGGAGCUGCAAAGACUGGAUCAGGCAAAACUUUGGCUUUUAUUGUUCCAGCUUUGGAACUCUUGUAUCGCCAACAGUGGACCUCAGCUGAUGGCCUGGGGGUUUUGAUAAUAUCGCCUACCCGGGAGCUGGCGUAUCAAACCUUCAAGGUUCUGCGUAAAGUGGGGAAAAACCAUGAAUUCUCAGCUGGCCUUAUCAUUGGAGGAAAGGAUCUGAAAGAAGAGUCUGAAAGAAUCCACCACAUAAAUAUGCUGAUUUGCACUCCAGGACGGCUUUUACAACACAUGGAUGAAACUUCAUAUUUCUAUGCAUCUGACCUGCAAAUGUUGAUUCUUGAUGAAGCUGACAGAAUUCUAGACAUGGGGUUUGCUGAUACGAUGAAUGCAAUCAUAGAAAAUCUACCUAAGAAACGCCAGACCUUGCUUUUUUCAGCAACACAAACAAAAUCCGUGAAGGAUCUUGCACGGCUGAGUCUGAAAGAUCCAGAAUAUGUUUGGGUUCAUGAAAAAGCCAAAUUCAGUACCCCAGCAACUUUGGAUCAGAACUACGUUGUCUGUGACCUUCAGCAAAAAGUAAACAUGUUAUAUUCUUUCCUGAGAACUCAUUUAAAAAAGAAGAGCAUUGUGUUUUUUGCAAGCUGUAAAGAGGUUCAGUAUCUGUUCAGAGUGUUCUGUAAGCUUCAGCCUGGUCUUCCUGUCCUGGCACUCCAUGGCAAGCAGCAGCAGAUGAAGAGAAUGGAAGUCUACACUUGUUUUGUUCGGAAAAAGGCAGCAGUGCUUUUCGCUACAGAUAUUGCAGCUCGUGGCCUGGACUUUCCAGCAGUGAAUUGGGUCAUUCAGUUCGAUUGUCCAGAAGAUGCAAACACGUACAUCCACAGAGUGGGAAGAACAGCCAGGUAUAAAGAAGGUGGUGAAGCUUUGUUAGUAUUGCUCCCUUCAGAAGAAAAAGGCAUGGUGGAACAGCUGGCGCAGAGGAAAGUACCUAUCAGUGAAAUCAAAAUUAAUCCUGAAAAGCUUACAGACAUCCAAAAGAGGAUGCAAGCAUUCUUAGCUCAAGAUCAGGAGUUAAAAGAGAAAGCUCAAAGGUGUUUUGUAUCCUACUUGCGUUCAGUUUACUUAAUGAAGAACAAGGAAGUAUUUGAUGUUUUCAAAUUGCCCCUAGCAGAAUAUGCCCUAUCACUUGGUCUUGCAAUGGCACCUCGUGUGAGAUUCCUUCAAAGAGUUCGGAAGCAGCUGUGUGCGAAUGAGGCAGCCAAUGGGACAGACCACUUGGAGGAGACAGAGCAAAAUGAGAAUACCCUCACCUUGGUAAACAAGGAGAAAGGUGAAACUAAUUUCACCGGAAAAACAUCUGUUAACAAAACAAGGGGAAAGCAGAGAAGAAAAGAAACUGAGGAAUGUUCUGCUUCCAGUGGAAGUGCUGAGGAGAGCGGUGAGUCUGAGGAUGAAACAAAAGAGCUGUCUGAGGAGGAGGAAAAAGAAGUUCAUGUACCUAGCAGGGUACUAAACUCAGACUCCAUGCAGUUCUUUGAAGAUGAUGAUGAGGAGGAGGAGGACGACGAUGCUGAAGGUCUUGAUUUGCUGACAGUGAAACAACGGGAUGUUUUUGGUGUGGAAGCUAAAGAUAAUCCAACACCGACCACAUCAAAAUCAAAGACGAAGAAAAAAGCAACUAAGACCCAAGAAGCCAAAAAAAUCUUGAAGAAGAAAUUUAAAGUUAACACAAAAAUAGUUUUUACUGAAGAUGGAGAGUUAGUGCAGCAGUGGCCACCUGUGCAAAAAUCCAAUUUGGCGCAAGCAGAUGAGGAAGAUGAUGCCAGUGGUAUCAACCUAGAUAAAGCAAAAGAAAUACUGCGUGAAGAAGACAAAUUUGACAAAGAAGAAUACAGGAAGAAAGUAAAGGAAAAACAUAGGGAAAAGAGGCUAAAAGAAAAAGCAGCAAGGAGAGAAGCCAGGAAUAAGAAUGCACAGGCUGAAGAGGAAACAGUGGCCUUUCUUGCUCACAGUGGAAGUGAAGAAGAGUUUGAUCCAAGCACUCUCCCAGAUCCUGAUAAGUACAAAGACUCUGAUGCAGAGCAGGAUUCAGAAAGUGAAGAGAGCUAUAGUGAACUUGAGGAGGAGACUGGAAGAAAGAAGAGAAGCUAUAGCAACAGUGCCACAGCAGAAGAAAUGCCGCUGAAAAGAAAGAAGAUGCAAUUCAGCCAAGAGGAAGACUCCUAUUUGCCAUUAGAUACUGGACUUUCUCUGGCAGAGGAUGAGGAGCUUGUACUGCAUCUGCUCAAAAGUCACAACUGAUUAUUUUUCUGCAGGUUUUCUUCUCUGGGACAUUUCCACAAUUUUGUCAGUAGUUUACACAAAACUAAUCUGGAAUCUGGGCAGCUGGGUAUCAGUGAAUGUCGAUAAAUGAGUUCCACGUGCAAUGGGAUUGCCUUAGAUUGGCUUACAGGUUAUAGACAAUAUUUAGUUAGAUUUAUAAGGAUUUCUAAGUGAACUUUUCAACCUAAAUCCCCAGGUGUCAUUUUGCAGUACAUGUUCAUAAUUUUAAAUCUCCAAGUUUUGAAACAGUUACCUUCUUUUAUUUUCACCUUGCUUUAAAUGAAAACAGGAUGUUGCUUUCUUGACUAUGCCAGGUUUGUUAUUUUGGAAGAUAUAUGUGUACUAAAAUUUUUAAGGAAGAAAUUGGCAACUCAAGUCAUAUUAACUAAAAAUAAAGUAUGUACUUUCUUCUGUGUAUAAGGCACAUCUUUUAAGAAUAUUUUAAUAAAAAAGUCUAGAGCCUUGAUGUAAACUUAAUGGUGUCUCUCAGCUUUGUUAUGAAAGCAUAUAUUUAUCCUUCAGGUAUCAUUUCUGUUAUAAAUCUGUCACUGGUGUUAGGAAAUUCAGAAAACAACUUUUAGAAGCUAAAACUGAGUCUUGUAUUUGAAUCCCAUAUGAAUGAGAACACAUUGUCUCAUAGUUGUAGCUAUUUGGUCUUUCCAUAUGAGCAUAUUAAAUACCCCGUUUAUGUCAGUAUCACUUUUUUUUUUGUCACAGGAAUCUAUCAUCACCUAUUCAGUACAACUCAUUCCUCCUCUCCCUGUACUCUGUACUAUCUUUUCAGCUCAGUUACCCAAAACUGAAAAUAUACUGCAAAUUCUUGCCUCCAAAUGUUUCUUCCACUGUUCUGCCAGCAGGCAGGGUAUCAUAAAAACAAUAUUAUAGGCAGAGCACAUCUGCCAUCUGCUCCUUGCUGACAAUGUGGAAUGAGAAGAAAUGACUGAGUUUCACAAACAGCUAAACAUGAAAGAUGGGACCUGCUUGGCAGCUGAUGUACAGUGUUUGUUUAGUCUACAGUGCCACAGUGGGCCUGGAAAAUGUUGUGAUCUGGGACCAGCAUCACUGAUGAAUCUGUUAAUGAAGAAGGAUUUGCUGUGGUGCUGCUGUGACUGGUGCAUAUGUCCCACGUGCCAUCGUGCAAAUGGCUGCAGUGAAUGUAAUGAGCAGCCUCAGCAAAUAUCUGUGCUGGGAUAGCAGAGCUCCUGCUCCUGUAGCUGUGGAGGGAGGCAGAAAACUGCUGUGCAGAGAGCUCUACCAGCAGAAAGCUGCUCAAAGAUGAUUUGGAUAUGGAUGACAAUACAUACAGUGGUGUGUACUUCUUAAGAGAUAUUCACAGAUCCAUAGUGUGCUUGGUGGUGGUCACCUGUCUUGUACAUCACCUGGUGUUCUCUCAAAUCAAAGCUUUGCUCUAAGAAGCAUGAACAGUUGUUGAGGCAAGCAAGUGAAAAACCAAAAGACUUACUGUUUCUGACUAGAAUAUUCUUAUUUGUGUGCUGAAGUGGGAGAGAAAUAUUCUGCCUAGUGAACAGUAAGUAAGACUAAAAAUUAAAUUAUAUAUGUUGGAA